Chlorella variabilis is the source of this 1665-nucleotide messenger RNA. RefSeq lists its product as hypothetical. NCBI's taxonomy places the organism in Eukaryota, Viridiplantae, Chlorophyta, Trebouxiophyceae, Chlorellales, Chlorellaceae. Gene Ontology annotation, cellular component: Set1C/COMPASS complex. Bases 1 to 1665 code for a protein of 554 amino acids. The record is from RefSeq and is a predicted model, not a curated record. Gene Ontology annotation, molecular function: protein binding. The transcript is spliced from 9 exons.
AUGUCUGCCGGCCGGCUGAUGGAUGUGGAGGACCUGGUGGGGCUGCCAGAGCGGGUGGAAGAGCAGCUGAGUGGCGCAAUCGCCUCCUGCCUGGCCUUCAACCGGUGGGGCACGUUACUGGCAGCCGGGUGCCUGAACGGCUCCGUGGCUCUCUACGACUACCAAACUCGUGGCAUGGCCAGCACCCUGGAGGGAGGCCAUCCUGACCAGACAGCCGUCACCGCCCUCCUGUGGAGUGGAGAUGGCCGCACCCUGCUGUCAGGCGGGCACGACGGCGGCUGUGUCGUCGCAUGGGAUGUGGCCAGCGGGCGGGUGCGGCAGCGGCUGCAGCUGCCCAGCGCUGGUGCCAUUUCGCACCUGGCCUGGGCAUGCAGUGGCCGUGGUCACAGGCAGCAGCAGCAGGGUCCGGAGGAUGAGGUGCUGGUUAGCAGGGAGGGUGGCCCUGCAGUACUGCUGCGCCAAAGCGACGGCCAUCUGCAGCAGUUGCCGAUGGUCUGCAUAGAUGGUGACGCCAAGCAGCCCAGCAGCAGCAGCAGUGGCAGCAAUGCCGCCGGGACCAGUGGCCAGGUGGCGAUAACAUCGCACGAUGGUGCCAUCAUCUACGCCGGCACGCGGGGCGCAGUGAUGGUCCUUCGGCGGGCCGACCUUGCGCUGCUGGAUGUGGUCAAGGUGGGCGAAGGUGGGACACGCAUCCUCGGGCUGGAGCUAAACAACUCUGGCAGGAGGCUGAUGGUGACCGCCGCCGACCACCACAUCCGCAUCUUCCUGCUACACCGCCCCGGCGACCGCCAACCGCUGCGCGAGCAGCAGCGCCUGGCACGCGCCAUGUGCAGCAGCGCCGCCAACGGUGCCUGGUCUAGCACCACGGCAUCGCAGGCCAAAGCGCAGGCGCCAGGGGAUUGGCGGGUGCGCAACAUGGAGGAGGCGCGGCGUGCCGUGGCGACAACAGCGACGUUAUCCCGCAGUCGCAACUCGGUUUUCUACGACAACGACGCCGCUUGGUUGACUGGGCUCCUCGACUUUGCCCAUGAGAACGCGAGGCGGCAGUGGAAGUGCGCCGCCUUCUCACCAGAUGGCGAGUACUUUGCGUCUGCCUUUGAUGGCGGCGGGCAUGUAGUUUAUCUAUGGGAGGCAGAGGCGGAAGCGCGCAUGAAUGCUGUUCUGGAAGGGCAGGACACCAGGGACGGCGUCCUGGCGCUAUGCUGGCACCCCAACUCCACCCCCAUGCAGCUGCUGGCCCUGGGCACGCUUGGCAGCGUCUACAUCUGGGCGAAGGCCUUCACCGAGAAUUGGAGCGCCUUUGCGCCCGACUUUGCUGAGCUGACCAGCAAUAAUGAAUAUGUGGAACCGGAGGACGAGUUUGACAUGAACCCGCACCCCCAGGACGAGCAUCUGCAGCAGCAGAUGGAGCAAGCCGAGAGCAACCAGGAAGAUGAGGAGGCAGAAGAUGUGGACAUUGGCACCCCGGGGUCCCGGCUGGAGGAGGUUGCUGGGCAGCUGGGCAUCCUUCCCGACCAGCAGCUGCCGCUGCUGCACGUGCCCCUGCUUCUGAGCCAGCUCUCACCCACGAAGCCGGCAGUGGGCGUGGCCGGCGCAAGGGUGGUGCAUGCCACAGUGGGCGCGGCGGCGGCGGCGGCGGCAGCAGCAAUGGCGGCAGCGCAGUGA